Dama dama (fallow deer) is the source of this 1451-nucleotide messenger RNA. Its product is annotated as histone H1.10. The record is from RefSeq and is a predicted model, not a curated record. Gene Ontology annotation, biological process: nucleosome assembly. Gene Ontology annotation, molecular function: structural constituent of chromatin; DNA binding. The transcript has a single exon. Lineage: Eukaryota; Metazoa; Chordata; Mammalia; Artiodactyla; Cervidae. The coding region runs from base 360 to 1004 and encodes 214 amino acids. Gene Ontology annotation, cellular component: nucleosome.
CCCCCGCCAGAGCGCAGCGCGCACGCUCAGCAAGUUCCGGCGUAGGUAGCGGUGGCAGCUCCCUAGGCCGACUUCCCCGCUCCCGGACGAUUACUGCUCCGACCAUUUCGCGCCGGACUCCUGCGCUCCGAUCGCUUCCGCGCCGGCCCCGCUUCCGGUCCCGAUUCGGGACCCCCGCUCCGGCCGGCCCGGCCCCCACCCCAGCCCUGCCGCCCGGCCCCAGGCCCGGCCGCGGCCGCUCCCGCCUGGAGCCGCCGCGCGCCCCCAGCCCCCCGGCGCCCCCGCGGCCCCUCGCCUUUCUCUUCCCGGCGCGGCCCCCGGGUUUCCGCGCCCCGCCCGCUACCAACCCGCUCGCCACUAUGUCUGUGGAGCUUGAAGAGGCCCUGCCGCUGACGACUGCCGAGGGGGCGGCCAAGAAGGCGGCGAAGGCUGGAGGCUCAACCUCAUUGUCCCCAUCCAAGAAGAGGAAGAAUAGCAAAAAGAAGAAUCAGCCGGGCAAGUACAGCCAGCUGGUGGUGGAAACCAUCCGCCGGCUGGGCGAGCGCAACGGCUCAUCGCUGGCCAAGAUCUACGCCGAGGCCAAGAAGGUGGCGUGGUUCGACCAGCAAAACGGGCGCACCUACCUCAAGUACUCCAUCAAGGCGUUGGUGCAGAACGACACGCUGCUGCAGGUGAAGGGCACUGGCGCCAACGGCUCGUUCAAGCUCAACCGCAAGAAGCUGGAGGGCGGCGGCGGCGAGCGGCGCGGAGCCCCGGCGCCCGCCUCUGCCUCGGCGCCCGCUGCGCACAAGGCCAAGAAGGCGGCCCCGGCUGCGGCCGCCCCGCGACGCGCGGACAAGAAGCCGGCCAAGGGCCCACAGCCCGAGAAGCGCUCGCACAAGAAGGGCGCCGCUUCCAAGAAGGACAAAGGCAGCAAGGCCAAGAAGGCGGCGGCUGCGGGGGGCAAGAAGGUGAAGAAAGCGGCAAAGCCCAGCGUCCCCAAAGUGCCCAAGGGCCGCAAGUGAUCACAGGGCCCCGGCGCCUGCUUUUCCACCCCAGAGUGCACGUAGGUUUUGCGCGGAGCCCGAACCGCCGUGCGCGCCCCGACAUCAGUGGGCCCGGGCCGCGCCGGCCUGCCCAUCCCCCAACGUGGGAGCGUGUUUUUUUUUUUUUUUAUCUUUUUUGCUUUUUGGUUAUUUGCUUUAGAUUUUUAAAACGGCCCUGGCGACGCCCUUAUUGGCUCGCGCCCUUGGCCCGCGCUGUCGCCUUGGUUACCAGCUCCGGGGCGCCAAUGGCCGGGCUGCGCCUGCCCGCCCUGGCCCUGUGCGCGAGGACGCCAGGGCGGUGCAGCCCUUCCCGCCCCCGCCCUCCCCGCCUCCGGGCGCGCGCCGGGUAAUGACGCGGGAGCGCGCGUGGCUUUUCUCCCUCUGGUCUCCAUUUUUGGGGCAAAAUAAAUUGUUUAAACCUUUCAA